Messenger RNA from Nanorana parkeri, 5439 nucleotides. It is a transcript of the gene CFAP65, whose product is annotated as cilia and flagella associated protein 65. Lineage: Eukaryota; Metazoa; Chordata; Amphibia; Anura; Dicroglossidae. The record is from RefSeq and is a predicted model, not a curated record. The coding region runs from base 11 to 5377 and encodes 1788 amino acids. The transcript is spliced from 34 exons.
ACCAGUUCACAUGAGACCCCUGGACCCCAAUCCUUUCCAGGGUCUGAAUCGUAACACUUCAGUUAAACGGAGAAAUGUCUCCUCUGAGCUGCAGUCCCGAUCCAUCUCACGCAGGAAAGUGAAGGAGAAGGACAACAUCCUGGGGUUUGAGGUCCAUCGGUGUCUGCAAUGGCAGAACUGGGAGCUCGGGAAGGAGUACACCAAACAUCUCCUGCUGAAAAAUGUCCGCCUGAAGACACAGAAGAUGAAGUUCAGCCCUCCUGCCACCACCUUCUUCAGGACAUUGUUCCCUCAGAUGGUCACACUGAGUGCCGGGACUUCAUUCACCCUCCCCAUCACCUUCCGACCCCUGGAGAAGCGUGAUCAUGAAGAUUCAAUCACUUUUGAAACAGAUGACGGCAUCUUUUCUGUGUCCUUACAAGCUGCACUUCCACGCCACACUCUCACAUUUCCCGAGGAGCUGACCUUGCCUAUGUGUGCCGUGUUUAACUCAUCAGAGGCCAUGUUUAUCCUGCAGAGCACAUGUGACUUGCAGAUGCAGUUCCGAUGGGACGUCCCAGAACCUUUCCUCAUCAUCCCACAAAGUGGCGAGCUGGACCCCAGAUGUCAGAUCUGCACCAAGGUCUUAUUCCAGCCGCAGAUUGCGCUUGUACACAGUGUGGUCGCCACAUGUCACUUUGGCCUGAAUGAGGAAUAUACAAGAAGCAUACAGCUGACUGCAAUCUCCAAGUACCCCCAUCUCUUGGUAUCUGUUCCCGGAGAAACAUGUGAGGAUACCUUAGAAGUGGGACCAGUUCUGCAGUUUGGAUCCGUUGGAGUGGACAUGGUGUCUGAGAAAAAUAUUGAAAUCUGCAACCCCUCAGUGGUGGAUGCUGCUUUCCAUAUUGAGCAGGAGAAGAGGCCAGGCCAAGUGGACUGUCAUUUUUCUUGUGGCGUUUCAGGUGGUAUAGUACCAGCCCAGGGCAAGCUGAGAGUUCCCCUGAAGUUUAGUCCACGUACAGUGGGCAUUGAGAGCGUGGACUAUUUCCAGGUCAUUCCAGCUGGAAAUAUCACCAAGUCAGUGGUAAAGGUUUCUGGGAUUUGUAAAGGACCCAAUGUGUCUCUCCACACAUCAGUUCUAAAUUUUGGUUUGGUUAAUUUGGGGGAGGAGAUCCUGCGCACCCUGGAAAUGACCAAUUCCUCAGAUGUUCCGGCACUCUUUCAGUUCGAUAUCAAUACCAGCGAAAGCGUUUUUUCCUUUGACCGGACAUAUGGAACGCUGGGCCCUGGAGAGACUCGAAGCGUGAAGAUCACCUUCUCUCCAAUUCACCCAAUUCCUCAUAAUCGGCGAGUCACCUGCCUCCUCCACCAUCAGGAUCCUUUGUUUGUGGACUUGAUUGGCAGUUGUCACUCGGACAUGGACAAGCCGGCCGUUGUGCUUCCUAAGCACAUGUCCCUUUACAGAACAAACAUGGCUCGGGGGCUGACAAUCUACCCGCCAGAUAUCCUGGAUGCCAUGAUAGAGGAAAAGAAGAUAAACACAGACACUGAGGGGGCUCUGGUUCUUCAGGAACAGAUUGACGCCACUCCUGAGAAACACCACCUUCAGGACACUGCAUCUGAAUAUUUUAACGAUGACUUCAAUCAGGAGGAUUCUACAUUGUUAUCACAUAUUACAGCCAACACCAGAGACUUUGAUUUUGGCCAGUGUGUGGGUCACACAAAAGAAACGCUACCAGAAUCUCUUCCUCUGUCCUUGACCAAUCACACUAAGGGGAAAGUGACUGUUAUGUGGACCUGCAAACCUCACAGUCCAUUUCGGGUCACCCCAGAGGUCACCGAUAUCCCACCUCUGAAAUCCACUUCAUUCCGUGUGGUCUUCCAACCCUCACAGAUGAAUACUUUGUAUGAGGCAGAACUGGAGGGCUUCAUCUUUUACAAGGUUCUGCGAGAUUAUCGUAAUGUGAAAGAUGCCACUGUCUGUCCCCCUUGGUGCAUUACCCUGCGGACAAGAGGCCACACAUUUCAGUUAGGACAGGGUCACUUUGUACCCAGCUGUGUUCUGGAUUCACCUCACAUGGUUUUUCCGCCAGUGAGACAAGAUAUGCACACAUAUCGCAGUUUGCUGCUACAGAACACUGGCUCUACGAUAAUGACUUAUGCCAUAGACCAGAUGAGCUGCCUGAAUGUCCAGGUAAAGCCAGCCUCCGGUCACCUGGCACCUGGCUCUCAUCAAAUACUGCUGGUGAGGACCAGCCCUCAUGAAACUGGAUUGACAAGGAACACUCUGCCUCUGCAGCUCAAUUACAGUUCUGAUUUCUCCCAGGACAUUGUCCUGUUUUGUAGAGCGGAAACCCCCCAGCUCUGCCUAGAAAAGAAGGGAAGACUUUACUUUAAACCGACCUAUGUGGGUACCCAGUCUGAGUGCUCCUACUCCCUGAAGAACUGCUGCAGAGUCCCGCUGCACUUUGAGUGGACGAUCCAACAGACCGACCGAUCUUAUUUCUCAGUCAGUCCUUGCAAGGGGAUUAUCAGACCGAAUGAGACCUUGUCACAGACUUGGUCAUUUGUUCCACAAGAAGAAAAAAAUUACUUUAUUAAAGCUACGGUACUGUCUUGGCCAGCUGAUGAAGCCUCCGAGCCUGUCUCAAAAAGGCACUACCCCCUGCGUAUCACUGGAGAGGGCUGCAGGGGAACAUUGUCAACUCAGCAGGAGCUCCUGGAUUUAGGAAACAUUUUAGUUGGCAGUUUUCAGUCACAUGAUCUGCUUCUGUCAAAUGAUGGAAACUGCAGCCUGGAGUAUACACUUAGCGCCAAGCAGGAGAUCAUGGGGGCAUGUGACCCAGACGAGGUCAUUAAUGACCCAAUAGCUCUGGAGUUUGAUCAUACUAAAGGGAGACUACCAGCCCGUACCAAGCUGAAGGUGAGAAUAAUUGGCCACCCGGCCCGCCGACUCCCCUAUACCUGGACAAUCAGCUACUGCAUCCUCUCCCCAAAAGCUCUGGAUCCUGCAAACCAAGUCACAGAGGAACAGUUUCUGUGCAGUGUGACAGCACAGGGAGUCUACCCCAUGUUCACGGUGGUGGACGCAUGUCCAACGGGCAGUGCCAGUGCACUUACCAAGACUCAACUUUGGAGGCUUUUUUCACUGGAGAGACUUAAUUCCUGUCUUCAAAGUGAUCCUACUCCUCAAGAGCUAAAAUACAGGGUUCCCACUCGACACAGCACCCGCAGAUGUCCCCCUGUAAACACCCCAGUCUUGCUGGACUUCAACUUUGGAGCUGCCCCUGUGGGGUCGGAGCCAUUUGUGGCCCUUCUUUUGCUGGAGAAUAAUGGCGUAUUACCUGUGAAUUGGGACUUUUUAUACCCGGUGGACCAGCAGAUUGAGCUGGAGUUCUGGGCUGAGACUUGGGAGUUUGACCCCAGCGAGAUCCACCAGAUGAGAAUACAGGACAACAAGCUGUUUAUUGUCAGCCCAAAAUCAGGGGUGCUAAGACCCGGCCAGCAACAGACGAUCCAGCUGUCCUACAGACAUGACUUUGUUGGAACUGAUCGCUUGCCUGUCCUACUGAAGCUAUCACAUGGGAGGGAGAUUCUGUUAAAUUUCAUUGGAGUGACGGUAGAAAAGGAGCAGCGUUAUGUGCACUUCACAUCCACGAAGCAUCAGUUCACGCCAGUGGCUAUCGGCAGCUCCAGUCCACCAAUACAGAUCUAUGAACUGUAUAAUGGGGGCUCUGUGGCAGUUAUCUAUGAGAUCCAGCUGGAGCCCCUGAGAGGAGUGCAAGAGCAGAAUUAUCAUCACCCCAUCUUCCAGUGCUUGAAUCCCAGAGGGGAGAUAUUACCAGGUGCAACUGCCUAUGUGGAAUGGAUCUUCUCACCAGUGGAGGCCAAAACCUAUUCCGUAACUGCCCCCGUGCAUAUCUUAGGAGGAGACUCCGCUCUCAUUACCUUUGAAGGGAUUGGCUAUGAGCAAAGUAUCCUGGGGGAUACAAUACAUUCCCAAUCCUCCCAUGUUAUCAUUAAUCAGCCUCACUCUUACUGGAAUCUCCCACAGGUCCCUCGCCUGACUCAGCAGAAGUUGGCAUUUGGAGAUGUCCCUGUCUUCUGUAAGUCCAGCCGGGUUCUGUUUCUGAAUAACACCUCUGAAAGUGAGGCCUUGCUCUUCACAUGGUAUGCCGGUUCUCCAAACGCCAGUGAGGUUCUGCAGGUCUCACCUCUUUUGGGCACCAUGAAGCCGGGUGAGAGCGUUAGUGUGGUGGUCACCUUUCAGUGUGGCGAACAGGCCUCAUUCUACGCUCUGGAGCUGGUGUGUGAGAUCUUCAUGGAGAAGGCCCUCGCUGAGUAUGAACGGGCUGUUAGAGAGUGGGAGGAAGAAGAGGAGCGGCAGACGGUAGAAUUUACAAUUAAUGAACCAGCUGAGAAGAAAUUUCAGACGAGCUGUCUGAGGUCCGGUGGUCCUGGAAGAGGCCAAGAUAGACACCAGCUAACUGAGAUUAAACGAUACAAGACUCUACCACCUAUCAAGAACGGUGACUACACCCGACCCCCGGUCAGCCGAGACAGGGAGAGCCGCCAGGCACAAAAAGAGGGUAAAAAAUUGCGGGUCCGGCCUGAGCCACCUUUGCCUAUCCAGCUUCACCUGUCAGUGACGGGCAGGUCCCACCACCCACCGGAUUUUCUGAACCAAUUCCCGAAUGACUUCCAACGUCACUUCCAGCAGCACAAGUUACCCAAGAAGAAGAUGGAAAAGGCAAUUCCUGUGGACCUUCAGCCUGAGACAGGAGAACCAGACGGACACCCAGGAAAACCCACCAAGGCAAUGCAGGAGAUGGCUACAGACAUCAUGGCUGCAGUGAUUAGGAAUCUCCUGGAUGAUAAGCAGUUUCAUGAAGCUCUGGAGGAGAUACAGAACGAUCCUGUGCCGUACUUCAGACAGUUUCGCAGCCAGGAAAUCUCCCCUGAAACUACCAACAUCCCAUUGGCUGAAGAACUAAGUUCAGAACAAACACCGUCUGGUGCCAUGACAGAGGAAACAGAGGAGGAAGUGGACAAGUCAGCCACGUCUCAGUUGAUAACGGCACCAGAACACAGAAAGAGUGAAGCAGAACAAACUGGCUUGGGACAAGAGGAACUGAAAGAAACGUUCAAAAGGGCUCCGCUGUUCAGCCAGCUGGUAGAGUCCAUUCUGGAGAACACUCUACAGAAUAUCAUGAUUGAAGCCAACCGAGGGGAAGUGGUGCUGACAACUCGUCCGCGUGUCAUCGCUCUGCCACCUGCGACCCCCAGGGGGAUCACACCGACCUCCUUGUUCAGAACACCGUCCGUGGCACACAAUGUACCUGCUACUUCAAUGUCUCCAGAAGAUCCAGGACCCACGCCGCCUACGGAUAUUCAAUAGAGUACUCUGUGUCCAGGACACAGUGUAAUAUGACAAGGAUACCUGGCAAGGUUCUCCAUCGU